UUUCCGGGAGGAGACACCGGGCCCGGCCCCGCCUUCCUGGGCAGCCAUCUUGGAUGGUAGCGACGGCGCCGAGGGGGCCCCGCAGUCGCCGCUCGCCCCUCCCCAGGCCCGGAGCGGCCCGGCCCGCGGCCCAGCGCGGAGAGAUGAGCAACAAUACUAAUAAGAGAGCACCAACCACAGCAACGCAGAGACUUAAACAGGACUACCUUCGAAUUAAAAAAGAUCCAGUGCCUUAUAUUUGUGCUGAACCUCUCCCAUCAAAUAUCCUUGAAUGGCACUAUGUUGUACGAGGACCUGAAAUGACUCCGUAUGAAGGUGGCUAUUAUCAUGGGAAACUAAUUUUCCCCAGAGAAUUUCCCUUUAAACCUCCUAGUAUUUAUAUGAUAACUCCUAAUGGAAGGUUUAAGUGUAAUACAAGGUUAUGUCUUUCAAUCACUGAUUUCCAUCCUGAUACAUGGAAUCCAGCUUGGUCAGUCUCCACAAUCUUGACAGGCCUCCUUAGUUUUAUGGUGGAAAAGGGCCCCACAUUGGGGAGCAUAGAAACCUCAGAGUUCACAAAAAGACAACUUGCUGCACAGAGCUUAGCGUUUAAUUUAAAAGAUAAAGUCUUCUGUGAGCUGUUCCCUGAAGUGGUGGAGGAAAUCAAACAAAAACAGAAAGCACAAGAAGAGCUCAAUAAUAGACCUCCAACCCUCCCGCUACCAGAUGUUGUCCCCGAUGGGGAAGCACACUAUGGUCAAAACGGGAUACCACUUCUUAAUGGGCAUGUACCACUGGCAGCUGCCAAUCAUCCAGAUCUCCAACAGGCCAACCGUAACCAUGGACUCUUAGGAGGAGCUUUGGCGAACUUGUUUGUUAUAGUUGGUUUUGCAGCCUUUGCCUACACAGUCAAGUAUGUACUGAGAAGCAUAGCGCAAGAAUGAGGAACAUUACAGAAAUCCAAGACCAAAUUAGUGGUAGUUGCAGAAUGAGUGGGACUCUUUGGGCAUCAGACUUUGACACUGGGAUAAAUAUUUGUGCUACCAGGAUGCAGGUAAAAUACUGGUUGGCUCAUGGGUUUAGUUUGAAGCACGUGCAGUUUGUCAGAAAGGGAAAAAAAAAAGAUGUUCUGCUCUCAAUUCCUGUUGUCCUCACUACAGUUCGGUAGUGACUCACUGGCAAGUCAAAGCAUUAUUGAUGAGAAGUGGCAUUUUUAGUGCUUUGAUUUUUAUAGCACUUACCCAUUCUCUUUUCAGAAAUUAAAAACCUUUUAAGGAAAUAAGGCUUUUUAUGAGAUUGAACAAUUUUUAAAAUGAUAUUUGAAGACACAUCAUAUGUUCUACAUGAAACUUAGCUGAGAAUUUCAUUGCAAAGGGUCAGGGUGUAUACAUUUGGAAUGAGUAAAAUGCAAGUUUCCUCACUCUAUUUUGGAAGGGCCUGGUUUAUUGUGAACAUCUGUGCUACAGAAAGUAGCUGGUACAUUUUAUAAAAUAGAAUGGACAUCAUUGCAUAUCUAGUCGAUACUAGUGAUUAGAUUAAUUGGAAAGGAACGCUGAGCGUGUUGGUUAAAUGUGUUUUCAAAAUCGUCACAGUAAAAUUUAAGAAGGUUCAAUUUGGGCAAAGGGAAGCGCAAUUGCCAGCCUUUAAAGGCUGUUGGCCAGCAAAAAGCAUUAAUUAGUCUUGGUGUUUUUUGCAUUUAUUUAGUAAAAAUUAUGGUUUUUACAUUUUGGAAGUUCUUGUCAUUUAAGUGAAACAAGCUAUUUUAUUUUUGACCACAAGGUGCCACUGUUCGGUUUAAGAUUAGUCUGCAAAGAAUGAAGAGUUUGUUACAUUUUCAGAAGAAACAUCUCUGGAUUUCUUGUAUUUGGGUGUUUUUGGUAAGUGAAAUGGUAUUACCCGGAGGCUGUAAAGAGGCUGACUACCAAACCAGGUUCUUACAAGACAAGUGGAUUCUUCUGAAAGGCCACUCACUACAGUAGACUUGUACUCCAUACAUGCAGUCAGCACUGCUUACCUUGAUUGACCCUAUUUUCAAACUCCAUUACCAAAAAAAAACUUAACUGCAAGAGGCUUUUUGUUUUGUCUGAAUUUUAUCCUUUUUUUGCUUCUAUUACAUUAGUUUUGCUAUUCCCCCAUCAGCUGACUAACAGUUAAAUUCCAUCGGAUGGUAAUGAGGUUAUGAUUAUAUGAAUAUGCACUAAAACUACUAGUGUAGUUUGACAAUUUGAAAUGUUACUUUUACAGCUCAUACCUUCUCUUUCCCUUAUGACUUAAUCCUAAAGCUUUGACUUAUCACAGAGACAAACUUCCUGUGCCUUUGAGAAUUGGCAGUGGCCACCAAGCGAAUGAAAUACUUGCUCGUUGUUAUGAUAUCAUAAAGACUGUAAUAGGUGUUGGCAGGGUAAAAAUCUCUGCACUGAACUGCAUUUUUUUGUUAAAUUUUCUAGAGAGCCCAAUAAAUGUUACCUCAUGUAUUUAAGAAUGUGGGUUUUUUUUUUCUGGGCUGUUUUAUUUUCCUUUAUUGGUUAUUGAUGUUUGGUCUCUGCUUCUGCUUGGUACUUUGAAAUAACCAUUGAAUUAGGGGCGGGGCGGGAAAUAAUGGUAAACCCAUGAGCCAUGUAGCAUAGAUAAUCAGUAUAUAUGUGCUGUGAUCAGUUUUCUGGACUAGGUAUGGAUUAGCAGAACUAACACAAAUAGCUCCAUACUAAAGGAAUCUUAAAGCAGACCUUAAUGUGAGUUGGGGCGGGGGGAGGAGGGAGUGUGGGAAGGUAUUGUUUUAAGACAUGUAUUUAUAAACUUUUUGGAAAAAAAUUGAAUCUUGUUUUUGAUCAAACUUUUAUUUAUAAUUGGUUUUUAAUUUGCCUCUUGUAUGUGCUUAAACUGCUCCUGUUAAGAGAAGCGCCAGUUGUACCUGUGUCUAGAAAUGAUUUUGUUCUGUCAGUCUUGGAAACGUGUUAUGUCUUUUCUGCAGUGAUGGAGAUUUUAAGAUUGUUUUACGGGCUGUUUUUUUUGUGGGGUUUUUUUUUCUCUCCCCCCAAAGCAUACAGGUCUGUAGCAAUGGUUGAGCUGCCUCUUUAAAUCUUAAUAUCACCAAACCCCGCUUGAGACAUUCUUAGUAUGCUGCCUUUGCUACUAUUGUCAUUCACUACAGGCAGACAUGUAAGGAGCCUGCUAUGCAGAAUGGGGUAUUUUUCUUCUCUCAUGGAACCUUGUUGGGCCUCAGGAAUGAAGACCAAGGCUAGGAAAACGUGGCUGUCGUACUUGUGAGCCAUCUGUGAAUACAUCUAAUUGAGGUGAAAGGAUUAAUAAAAUCAAGAGGAUGUUGCUUUUCAAAAAAACAAAACAAAACAGUACUUUUAUUGCGUGGCAGGAAGUUGGCCCCAUAGUCCGCUGUGGACAUCUGAAGGCAGAGUAUCUUAAAAGGAAAAAAAAAAAAAGUGCCUCAAUUGGGAGUGCAAAAUUGAUACUAGUUACAAAACCCUGAAUAUGCUGCAUUUUUUGAUGAUUUAGAGGUUUUUUUGUUUUUGUUUUGCUUUUUGAAACAGAGCUCGUCUUCCACCAGUGAUUUUUCUCUUUGACAUCCUGGAGACUGAGAAUGAGUUGGUGGUGAUUUCAGGUGCUAUUUGGGAAAAAAUAGGAGCUGAAGCUGAUUUGCUGCCCCCUCCUUGUCCCCCUCCCCAUCUUUUUAUACAUGUCCUUUGCUGUUAUGCCUUUGGUAGCAGAGUACUUAUCCCUUGCAGUGUAGGUUUAUUAAACAACAUUUAUUACAAUAUGCAGUUUCUGAUCUUUGAUUUUGUUACCAAAGUCAGUAGAUGAAAUAAAUUUUGCCAUGCAAAAAUGCGAUAUCACGCCCCGAGGCAGUAUGUUAUCUCGAUGACACAAUAAAAAUGAAAGCUGUCCUUUAGUGUGUUAUGCUGGUAUCUUUGCCCUUCACUUCUGUGUUGCAUUUCCAUAGAGUAAGACUGUCAUGUGCAGCUGGUGGGUUGGAUUUACCACUCGCUUGGAACAUCGCAUCUUGACUAGCCUUCUAAAAAAUACAAUUUUUUCGUUUUUGAAUGACGGUUUUUAGAUCUGUAUAUAGUUAAUGUUUUCCCCUGAUCUCCAGUUGACGUCACUUUAAGCAUGUUUUGAGGAGUAGAAAUGACUGCAUUGUAAAGUUAUCCAUUCAUAAUAAAAGGAAAAAUAAAA
Messenger RNA from Alligator mississippiensis (American alligator), 4167 nucleotides. RefSeq names its product ubiquitin conjugating enzyme E2 J2 (gene UBE2J2). NCBI's taxonomy places the organism in Eukaryota, Metazoa, Chordata, Crocodylia, Alligatoridae. Bases 54 to 923 code for a protein of 289 amino acids. The record is from RefSeq and is a predicted model, not a curated record. The transcript has 7 exons.